This is a messenger RNA of Apodemus sylvaticus (European woodmouse), 2230 nucleotides long. RefSeq names its product cyclin dependent kinase 9 (gene Cdk9). NCBI's taxonomy places the organism in Eukaryota, Metazoa, Chordata, Mammalia, Rodentia, Muridae. Gene Ontology annotation, biological process: protein phosphorylation. Bases 262 to 1719 code for a protein of 485 amino acids. Gene Ontology annotation, molecular function: cyclin-dependent protein serine/threonine kinase activity; ATP binding. The transcript is spliced from 7 exons. Gene Ontology annotation, cellular component: nucleus. The record is from RefSeq and is a predicted model, not a curated record.
CUCCCCCUUUAUAACGCGCCCCCUCCCGGGCUCUCGGGCCGCCUCCUCGUCUGCUCUUCCUAUCUCUCCCCCUUGCCCGGCCGCCCCGGGCCGGGCUUGGCCAGGGAGCCUCCGCCCCCAGGCCUUCCCCACCCCCCCACCCGCCGCCCCGCGCAGCCCGGCGGAGGCGGCGCCGUUCGAGGAGGAGGAGCAGGGCACUGCGGCUGGCCCCGGAUCGGAGCCAGAGCGGCAGCAGCUUCGGCAGCAGCACGGCCCGGGCCAAUGCAGCGGGACGCACCGCCGCGAGCCCCAGCCCCAGCGCCACGGCUCCCUGCGCCCCCGAUCGGGGCCGCCAGCAGCACUGGCGGCGGCGGUGGAGGCGGGGGCAGUGGCGGCGGCGGAGGCUCCUCUGUAGCUCCAGCUCCCCCUGGCCUCCCGGGAACUACAAGUCCCAGGGGGCCUGGCGGCGGGAGGAGACCGGAAGAGGCGGGCUCGGCACCUCGAGGCCGGAAGUGGCCUUGGAGGCGGAAGUGGCGCGGCCGCGGAGGGGCCUGGAGUGUGGCGGGACCGGGAACGGCGGGAGCUGCGGCUGGGGGCGGCGGCGGAGCGCUGGAGGCGGCCAUGGCUAAGCAGUACGACUCAGUGGAAUGCCCGUUUUGCGAUGAGGUCACCAAGUACGAGAAACUUGCCAAGAUCGGCCAAGGCACAUUCGGGGAGGUAUUUAAAGCCAAGCACCGUCAGACGGGCCAGAAGGUGGCUCUGAAGAAAGUAUUGAUGGAGAAUGAGAAGGAGGGGUUCCCCAUCACAGCCUUGCGGGAAAUCAAGAUUCUACAGCUCCUGAAACAUGAGAAUGUGGUCAACCUAAUUGAGAUUUGUCGAACCAAAGCAUCACCAUAUAAUCGCUGCAAGGGCAGCAUCUAUCUGGUGUUUGACUUCUGUGAGCACGACCUUGCUGGGCUGCUGAGCAACGUUCUAGUCAAGUUCACGCUGUCUGAGAUCAAGAGGGUGAUGCAGAUGCUGCUGAAUGGCCUCUACUACAUCCACAGGAACAAGAUCCUGCACAGGGACAUGAAGGCUGCCAAUGUGCUCAUUACCCGGGAUGGGGUCCUAAAGCUGGCAGAUUUCGGGCUGGCCCGUGCCUUCAGCCUAGCUAAGAAUAGCCAGCCCAACCGAUACACCAACCGCGUGGUGACACUGUGGUACCGGCCUCCGGAGCUGCUGCUCGGAGAGCGGGACUACGGCCCGCCCAUUGACCUGUGGGGUGCUGGGUGCAUCAUGGCAGAGAUGUGGACGCGCAGCCCCAUCAUGCAGGGCAACACAGAGCAGCACCAGCUUGCUCUCAUCAGCCAGCUCUGCGGCUCCAUCACUCCAGAGGUGUGGCCAAAUGUAGACAAGUACGAGCUGUUUGAAAAGCUGGAACUGGUCAAGGGGCAGAAGCGGAAGGUGAAGGACCGGCUGAAGGCCUAUGUCCGCGACCCCUAUGCGCUGGACCUCAUUGACAAGCUGUUGGUGCUGGACCCCGCGCAGCGGAUUGACAGUGACGAUGCCCUCAACCACGACUUCUUCUGGUCGGACCCCAUGCCCUCGGACCUCAAGGGCAUGCUGUCUACUCACUUGACGUCUAUGUUUGAGUACCUGGCACCGCCACGGCGGAAGGGCAGCCAGAUCACCCAGCAGUCUACCAACCAGAGCCGAAAUCCCGCCACUACCAACCAGACGGAAUUUGAGCGAGUCUUCUGAGGCUGGCACUGGCCGCUGCUGUUCUUGGUUAGGGUGCAAUGCUUCCUUUGCUCUGGAACUUGCAUGGAACAUGUGACAUGAUGGGACGUUUGAGAUUUUCUCCUCCAGUACAUUUAACUGCACACCCUGGCACUGGGAACGGCUGCCUGAGUGGGCCGGGUGCACCGUUGGCUGCGAGCCCUGGGGCUGUCCUGCUGGCCCCUCUGGAGGGCUCAACAUGGAUACGAAGUGAGGUGGGAGAGGCUCACCCACUGUGACUUUCUCAGAACUCCUUACAUGAUGGGAGGAAGGAACAGGUCCCUCACCGUCCCCGGCCCUUCUUCUGGAUGAGAAUUUGAGGGACAGAGGCACCUCCAAAGUGGGCUACUUUUGGUCCAGACCUCAGGAGCGUGGGGCUGGUGUGAACUCUUGGUUCCUUUAAAAGGAGAAUUUCUGUUUUGUUCAGUUUAGAGACAUUCCUGGAUGCAGUUUGAUUGGUUAAAUUAAAAGUUGGUCAUUUUUUUCCAGUAAA